GUGCUGUCCCACAAUCUGUACACCGUCCUGCACAUCCCUCAUGACCCUGUGGCCCUGGAGGAACACUUCCGAGAUGAUGACGAUGGCCCUGUGUCCAGCCAGGGCUACAUGCCCUACCUCAACAAGUACAUCCUGGACAAGGUGGAGGAGGGGGCAUUCGUUAAAGAGCACUUUGAUGAGCUGUGCUGGACCCUGACAGCCAAGAAGAACUACCGAGCAGACAGCAAUGGGAACAGCAUGCUCUCCAAUCAGGAUGCCUUCCGCCUCUGGUGCCUCUUUAACUUCCUGUCUGAGGACAAGUACCCCCUAAUCAUGGUUCCUGAUGAGGUGGAUUACCUGCUGAAGAAGGUGCUCAGCAGCAUGAGCUUGGAGGUGGGCUUGGGUGAGCUGGAGGAGCUGCUGGCCCAGGAAGCCCAGGCAGCCCAGACCACCGGGGGGCUCAGCGUCUGGCAGUUCCUGGAGCUCUUCAACUCAGGCCGCUGCCUGCGGGGCGUGGGGCGGGAUACCCUCAGCAUGGCCAUUCACGAAGUAUAUCAGGAGCUCAUCCAAGACAUCCUGAAGCAGGGCUACCUGUGGAAACGUGGGCACCUGAGGAGGAACUGGGCAGAACGCUGGUUCCAGCUGCAGCCCAGCUGCCUCUGCUACUUUGGGAGUGAAGAGUGCAAGGAGAAAAGGGGCACCAUCCCACUGGAUGCUCACUGCUGUGUGGAGGUGCUGCCGGAUCGGGAUGGAAAGCGCUGCAUGUUUUGCGUGAAGACAGCCAGCCGCACAUAUGAGAUGAGCGCUUCAGACACGCGCCAGCGUCAGGAGUGGACGGCUGCUAUCCAGACAGCGAUCCGGCUGCAGGCCGAGGGGAAGAUGUCGCUGCACAAGGACCUGAAGCAGAAGCGGAGGGAGCAGCGCGAGCAGCGGGAGCGGCGCCGGGCAGCCAAAGAGGAGGAGCUGCUCCGGCUGCAGCAACUGCAGGAGGAGAAGGAGCGCAAGCUGCAGGAGCUGGAGCUGCUGCAGGAGGCGCAGCGGCAGGCCGAGCGGCUGCUACAGGAGGAGGAAGAGCGCCGGCGCAGCCAGCACCGCGAGCUGCAGCAGAUGCUAGAGGGUCAACUGCGCGAGGCGGAGCAGGCCAGGGCCUCCAUGCAGGCGGAGAUGGAGCUGAAAGAGGAGGAGGCUGCCCGGCAGCGACAGCGCAUCGAGGAGCUGGAGGAGAUGCAGGAGAGGUUGCAGGAGGCUCUGCAGCUAGAGGUGAAAGCCCGGCGGGAUGAGGAGUCUGUGCGUCUCGCCCAGACCAGACUGCUGGAGGAAGAGGAGGAGAAGCUGAAGCAGUUGAUGGAGCUGAAGGAGGAGCAGGAGCGUUACAUCGAGCGCGCACAGCAGGAGAAGCAGGAGCUGCAACAGGAGAUGGCGCUGCAGAGCCGCUCCCUGCAGCAAGCCCAGCAGCAACUGGAAGAGGUGCGGCAGAACAGGCAGAGGGCCGACGAGGACGUGGAGGCUGCCCAAAGGAAGUUACGCCAGGCCAGCACCAACGUGAAACACUGGAAUGUCCAGAUGAACAGGCUCAUGCAUCCAAUUGAGCCUGGAGAUAAGCGCCCCGUCACCAGCAGCUCCUUCACAGGCUUCCAGCCCUCUCUGCUUGCCCGCCGCGACUCCUCCCUGAAACGGCUGACCCGCUGGGGAUCCCAGAGCAGCAGGGCCUCCUCAUUCAACAGCAGUGAGCAGCAGAAGUCCCUCAACGGUGGGGAUGAGACUCCCGUCCUGACUUCCACCUCUCAGGAAGAUAAACUGGAUCCUGCGCCAGAAAAUUAGCCUUGCCUCACUCCUCUUCCCAACAUCAUGUCCACUAGAACCUGGCCACAGCUGGUCUGUGGAUGACACUGGCCCCUGCUAGGAGAGGGAGUGGCAGUCCUGGUGCCAGGGCCCCAACUCUCCAACCAGAAGCCAAUCCAGGAUGGAACCUGGCUAAUCUUUCAUGCCAGCUGCAAGCCCUAGACCAUGGAGGCUGGUAGGCUGAUACUUGAGAACUUAGCCCUGUCCUUAGUCCUUAGUCCAGGUAGUGAUGUGACUACCUGGGCUGGGAAAGACAGUGAAUAAGCAAGACCAGGGCCACUGGCCCUCAGGCUCCACCAAGGUGUGGAGGUAUAUUUCCAAAUAAAAACUACUCUUGGAAUGAA
Molecule: messenger RNA, 2165 nt
Organism: Castor canadensis (American beaver)
Lineage: Eukaryota; Metazoa; Chordata; Mammalia; Rodentia; Castoridae
Source: RefSeq, a predicted model, not a curated record